This is a messenger RNA of Doryrhamphus excisus (bluestripe pipefish), 2940 nucleotides long. It is a transcript of the gene fastkd1, whose product is annotated as FAST kinase domains 1. NCBI's taxonomy places the organism in Eukaryota, Metazoa, Chordata, Actinopteri, Syngnathiformes, Syngnathidae. Gene Ontology annotation, cellular component: mitochondrial matrix; ribonucleoprotein granule. Gene Ontology annotation, molecular function: RNA binding. Gene Ontology annotation, biological process: regulation of mitochondrial mRNA stability; mitochondrial RNA processing. The record is from RefSeq and is a predicted model, not a curated record.
UGCUUUACGGCACUUUCCUGCCUCACGUUUCGGAGAUGUUCGACAUUUAACUCCACGGAACUUUGGGGUCAUUAUUAUUUAGAGACAUAUGUAAUGAUGUGGCAAUCUUUUAACUUCAAAUAUGUUUUUUUAACUUAAUUAUUUACCGCAGUCAAGUUGCUCGGAAGCUAAAAAGGAAACUUGGCGCUCCACUGGACGUCAUUUAGUGACGUCACGUACACAGGAAAUGGCACACGGGACGCCGCAUGCUAGGAACAUCAUCUCUCCUCAGACAGUAUUGUGUGGGUGUCAACCUACACAUCACUGUGGCAUGACAACCACAAUGCCGUCAAGUCAAAGGUAAUAUUGAGCCGAAAUGAUGUUUCGGCUGCGCGGUGUGGGUUCCUGCUUUCAGAGACUCAUUCACAAGGUCCCCAUGAACCGAGACCGGGUUCUGGAGCAGUUACAGGUCUGCUCUGCUGAGGACCAUGUGUUUGAUGUGGUGGGGAAGAACAAGGCCAAGCUCACUGUGGACCAUGUAAACAAAGCUGUGAACAUGCUGUGGCGCUUCCAGAAAGACAAACCAGAGUUGCUGAGAACGGUUGAUUUUAUCAAGACUCACCCGCAGUUCCUGACGCUUCGGGUUCUGGCAGAGAACAAAAUAGCACUCAUGGAUGAUUUUAUGUUGGUAGACUUGCUGUAUAGUUUCCUCAGGCUCAAUGUGGACCAUCAUGACUCUCUGGUUCAGCAGUUAGUUUCUGAGGCUUGGCUCAGAUUAGACAAACUUCCACUGACAUCCUUAUCCAAGUUUGCGAUCUGUCUCAACGAUCUGCGCCUUCACCACAGUCCUCUGAUGGGACAAAUCGCCAAUAUUGUGGAUCGGAAGUUGUCAUCCAUUGAUGAUGCCAGGAUCCUCACUACAUUUCUAAUUAGUGUGACAUCCCUGGUGUCUCCUCGUCUUCGAGACGCCCUCAUUCGCAGGGCAGACCACCUCUUGGACAAAAUGGAUCCAUCCAGCGUCAACAACGCUCGUAGAGUGGUGCAGUUCCUGCGUAACGUUAAAUGCAUCCACAGGCCCAUGCUGGAGAAGUGCAACCAGAUCCUUCUGUGCAACGUUCCCAGAAUGGAUGCGGAGAACAUCUGCAUGCUAAUAGGCCUGUAUCAGUCCCUGCAGUUUCACAACUUUGACUUCAAGCUGGCUGUUAAACAACGUCUGACGGAAUUGAUUGACUCCAGCAUCGACACGCACUCUUUUACCAAACUCUUUGUCAGUCUGGCGCCAAUGGCUAGUCCGGAGAUGAGAGAUGGGUUGGAGAGCACAGCCCACAUGCUAGCUGAAGAGUUUGACGCUCAGCAGGUGAUGGCUAUCGCUGAAACGCUGGAAGAGAUUGGGAGCAGGAACCUGAGUUUGAUGAACAAGAUUGCAUCAGGAAUCCAAAGGAACCUCGACAUUUACAACCCGGUGGAGGUCACCAGAGUCACACGUGCCCUUUUCAUGUUGCAUUACCAGAAUCCAGAACUCUUCACCAAACUAAGAAACCUGUUAGUCGGCUUUUUAGAGCGCAGCUUCUUCCCCAGCGAGGUGACCAUGCUGACCCGUGUUCUCUCCAUGUUCCCUUCCCCGCACCUGGAGGAGGCCGUGAUCUCACGGCUCAACGCGGUGGUGUCCCAAUGUACUUUCAAUGACCUCAACGCCAUUUCCUUUGCUCUGGGGAAGUGGGUACGCAACGACCCCUCGUACCGCCACAGCACUCCCAGCAGGUACGUGCGUCUGCUGCAGACCCUCAGCCGCUGCGGCCGCAUCAGGCUCCAGACCACCGAGCGACUGGACGUGCUGCUGGAGGAGCUCAGGUACGUUUCGGGGGAGUGGUUUGAGGAGAUGCUGCUAGAAGAGACCAUGGCCACUCUGCAGAGAAUGAUGGACCAAAUCAAUUGGACAAACGUGCCGGAGUUGGCCCUCUUCGUAGCAAGAACACAUCAGGUGUGCCCUCCCUUGAUGGAGCGAAUCGCCAGCGUGGCCGUUCAAGAUAUUCAGAAGAUUCACCCCUCAGCAAUGUAUUCCAUCCUGCUUCCCUUUUCCUUCUUCAACUACGAUCCCGAAGGAGCAGACCAGUUGUACGACGUUUGCAUACAGCGCUUCACUCCUCAUAUCGGCUCCUUUGACCCUCAUCUACUGGUUCUUCUGGCCUACUCUUUGGCGGUGGCGGACUAUUUUCCUGAGGAACUCAUUCGAGAAAUCUUCAACAUAGAUUUUCUGGGCAAGCUGGACACCGAGUUGGAAAUGUUGCCCAACACCCUUAACAUGCGGACCCGACUGCGACUCAUGGAGCUCAACCGUGCCGUGUGUCUAGAGUGUCCCGAAUUUCAGGUGCCGUGGUUUCAUGACCGCUACUGCCAGCUCAUGCUGGACAGAGGGAAGGGUUCCGUCAGUCCCGUACAGCAGCAAAUCCAUAAAAUCUUGGCUGAAGUCCUUGGUGGCAUGAACUUUGUUAAAGCGGCAGAGGUCACGCCUUAUUUUUACACUUUAGAUUAUGAAUGUAUUCUGGAUAAGCACCUCCAGCCAUUGCCGUACAGCAAGCCGGGGAUUCUGCAGAUCUCGGAUAGGGAAAAGAUUCACUGGGGUCCAAGUUCACUGGACACCAUCAGGAAGGAGCUUCCACCGGGGGCACAGCGUGUUUCUAUUGAUUUCCUGGACUCCAAGUCCUUCGGAAAAAAUUCUCAUCACAUGAAAGGCGAGGCGCAGAUAAGGAAACGACACCUGGAGAUUCUGGGAUAUCGUGUUGUUCAGAUCCCUCACUUUGAAUGGAACUCCAUGGAGCUCUCGACCCAGCAGGCUUGGAUGGAAUACCUCAAGAAGAAAAUAUUUCUCUCACCCUGAAGGCCUUAUUUUUUUAUUUAUAGACAAAAUAAUAAAGGCCGCACAUGUCGAAUUUCACUGCAGUAAAGUGUGCUGUACACGUG